Molecule: messenger RNA, 3195 nt
Organism: Nymphaea colorata (pocket water lily)
Lineage: Eukaryota; Viridiplantae; Streptophyta; Magnoliopsida; Nymphaeales; Nymphaeaceae
Exons: 16
Coding region: 215-2773 (852 amino acids)
Cellular component (GO): nucleus
Molecular function (GO): zinc ion binding; ATP hydrolysis activity
Source: RefSeq, a predicted model, not a curated record
CCGUCGUCCCUCCCGCCCCUUGGCCUCCUGCAUUUCGUAUCCGUUUUCUUUUUCCCUCCGCUUCUUCUUCUUCUUCCUCUUCUCCGCUUUCUUUCACCAACUGCAAUUCGUGUCUCGACUCUCAAGGUGCCGCCUAUUCCUGUAGUCCAGCCUCCGCCUGAUCUUUCUUCCUGGACAGUUGACGUUGUUCGCUAUUGUUUAAGCAAAUAACAAGAUGGGAAACUUCAAUUUAAACGAACCCCCUCCCCCUGCAGAAGAUGCGACUCCUCAACGUGUGAUGCUGUGCAAGGACGGGAAACCGAUAUCACGGGUGAACUGCUAUAACCGGGGCUUCGAUAUGAGAAGGUCUUGGACCAUAAUGAGCAUGCCUUCUAUUAACAAGUUAACACUACCAUCUGACAAAUUUGUUAUGACGUCAGACUUUGAAAAUGGACACCAAGCGAUAGAGUGGACCAAAUUUCUUCAUUUUCUUUUUGAGUACAAGAAGGUUGCUGUUGUGGAGCCAGCUGCUUAUGAUUUCUACAUCCUCCCUCCUCAUGUUCCAGAAACAGAUAAGGUUGAGGUUGCAUAUAGGAAGAGGAAUUCUGCUUUUCAAUUGGAACGUAAAACUUGUGGUAAUCACUUGGAACGUUGUAAACUUGAAGAGGUGCCUGCUUCUAGAAAUCUCCAUUCACACACCAAUAGUAAGUUUAUAUUGCCCAUGAAGGGGCAUGAUGUGGACAACAGCCUAAACAUAACAGCAAGGUUGGUUCAAACUUGUGAUGUUUCCGACACAUCUCUUAGAGAUAGCCUUCUACAUGGUUCUCAUUGCAUUGAGGAUGAUCCUGAGGUUCUGAGUUCAGCUGCUGAAGAGAAGAAUAUUUUGUGCCCAAGUCCUGUAUGUUGUUUGGAGGAAAUAGCUGAAAGUUCUCAUAGGGUUGUCAAAGAAACACAGAUAUCUCCUACAAGAGAGUCUUCUGACAAACAUCAUCAUCAAUCUUCUGCAGUGGAACCAACGCUAAGAGAUUGGAAAUCUCACUUUGUAGCAGAGGAUCCAGAUCAAAUCAAGGCUUCUGAAUACAAAAAGAACAGCUACAUGCAGUUUGCGGUUGAUGGUAAUCUUACGGAAUCAAAUGCUUUCCUGAAGCAAUCACGGCCUUUGCCUGUGCUACAUAUGAGAAAUUAUGGUUCUCAUAGCACGUCUCAGACAGAUUUUUCAAGUCCCACAGUGGAAUAUACAGAGAGGAAUCAAGGAUUUAAUCCAAUAACAAGGCAGCCCAAUAGUUUGUCUCAGUCGUACGUCCGUACCCACCCUAGCUACUUUAAAACACUUGGCCAGAUCCACUCAGGGUGGAUUUUUGGUGCCAUUGCUGAGCUUGUUGACAAUGCCAGGGAUGCUAAUGCAAAAAGAUUGGAAAUUUUCAUUGAAUCCAUGUAUUCAAAGAGGGAAGGCAAGCAUAUUCCUGUCCUGUCAUUUGUUGAUAAUGGUUGUGGCAUGUCACACAAAGAGAUUGUGCGAAUGGUCUCUUUUGGCCACGAACCUCAGAAGAAUGAUGCAAAUCACAUCGGAAGAUAUGGUGUAGGGUUUAAGACUGGAGCAAUGAGACUAGGAAGAAAUGCCCUUGUCAUUAGCCAAGCAUCAAACUCAAGAUCACUAGCCUUGCUCUCACAAGCUUUCAAUGAAGAUAAAAAUGAUUUUGAGAUUCCUAUUGUCAGUUAUGCAAGGCAAGGUAACUUCAUGGACAUAGAUACCAACAUCCAGACAGAAGCAGAAGCCACUGCUCAUUUAAAGUCUAUUAAGGAGUUUUCACCAUUCAAUGAGUAUUUUAUUGGGGAGAAGUCUGCACUUUUUGGGAAGAAUGGGACUGGAACACAAAUAUACAUAUGGGACCUCGAUAAAUGGGGGUCAGACUAUAGUUUAGAGUGGACCUGUGAUGACAUAAUGAUUAGGUCUAAGCGCGUCAGAACACGAGCUGGGCAAAUAAGCAAUGAGGUUCCUCUUGACUUCUCGCUUUGUUCUUAUUUACAAGUUAUCUUCCUAGAACCACGAAUGAAGAUACAAGUCCAAGGAUCACUGGUGAAAAGUCGUCCUUUGGCUAAAUCUUUGAGCAUGACAGUUGUUGUUGAUGAUUUUGUCAUUGGUAAGCCUGUUCGUUUAACACUGGGACGUAGUCAAACAGAAUGGAAGAGGAGGAAUUGUGGAAUUUUUCUAUAUUGGCAUGGCCGCUUGAUUGAGGCAUACAAGAGAGUUGGAGGAAUGAUUCACAGUGCAGACAUGGGAAGGGGUAUUCUUGGAGUUAUUGAUGUCACAAAUAUCAUGAGUUAUGGAGAUGAUAAAACUUAUGUUCUUAGCAACAAACAAGGUUUUGAAGACUGUGAAGCUUAUGCCAAGCUAGAGGAGUGGUUAAGUCACAAGUGUGAUGUGUACUGGGAUACACGCUAUGAUGACCUUGUUUUGGUGAAAGCUAAUGCCACAUAUGAACCUGAUUAUGAGUGGGUCCAAUGCAAUAAAUGUCUGAAAUGGAGACGGCUGGACAGUAAUUUUGAGAGCAAAUCCUUGCCUGAUAGUUGGUUCUGUAAUAUGGAGCCAUACAAUGGUUUAUGCAGUAUGCCCGAGGAGAAGAUUGAACCUGGUGUGGUUACAGUGAGUCAAAAACGUAUUCAUCGGCCACAAGAACUGGGAUUGAUUCCAAUAGGGGAAGGCCAAGCAGAAGGUGAUGAAACAGAAUGUGUGGAGAAUCCUGUUCUGAAAAAACUUAGAAAGGGGCCACGAGCCGGAAGAAAGUGCAAAUAGUUCUCUGGAUUUCUCCAGCAUGCUUCUCUUUCGCUUGCGACAUUUUUUCUGUGAUGCAGGUAACAUUUUGUUGCACGUGAUCAUGUACAGGAUGAUGCUCUUUACAUCCGUGAGAGAUGUCGGGCUCGUUUUGUGCAGUAUACUGAGGUUGCUUUCUGUUUUACUACUUUUUUGUCUCUUGUAAGAGUCCUCUAUAGUGAGUUUUCCUGCUUGGCAGGUGUAUCACGCCUCCAGGACUGUUUUUUUUUUUCAGACUAUGCUUGAGAUGAUCGAAUAAAUCUUCCUUGCACAGGAUACAUUUCUGUGGCUUUCAUGUUGCUUUCAUUUUUUUCUAAAUUUAGAUGUCAGGUGCACAAAUGUAAAUAUUAAAUGUUCGGUAUCAACGUACAACUUUGUUUACUAUUUACAACGUUGCAGUCAUA